This is a messenger RNA of Dioscorea cayenensis subsp. rotundata (Guinea yam), 915 nucleotides long. RefSeq lists its product as uncharacterized. Bases 45 to 509 code for a protein of 154 amino acids. The record is from RefSeq and is a predicted model, not a curated record. Lineage: Eukaryota; Viridiplantae; Streptophyta; Magnoliopsida; Dioscoreales; Dioscoreaceae. The transcript is spliced from 2 exons.
GUUCGCCGCUUCACCGGCUCGCCGAGCUUUCUCCGCUUUCUCCAAUGGCUCCAAUUCUCACCCGAACCCUAAACCUUAUCCAAUCACCAUCUGCACGGCUCCUCACCGUCCGUCGAUGCUCCGGUAGGCCGAAGAAGGAGGUGGUGGGGAAGCUCGUGGAGAUUGACCUUGAAGAGGAGUCAACUGCGACCUCGAAAGCGGAUGUUGAGGUUUUGAGGGUGCGUCGCCUUGAGGAUGCUAUUCAUGGAAUCAUUGUUCGUAGAGCUGCUCCGGAUUGGCUCCCUUUUAGACCUGGGUCGUCGUACUGGGUUCCCCCCAGGCCGACGUCUUUGGGGCUUGUGGAGUUGGUGGAGAAGCUUGCGAAUCCGAUGUCGGAGGAGGAGCGGUUGUCUUUCUCAUCGGUGCGGGGUUGGCCUUCGCUGGAUUACUUCGUUCAAGGUGACCCUCCCCAUCAUGUGAAGAAAAACAUAAAGGCAGUGAUAGCACAAUCUGAUGAUGAUGAAGGAUGAUCUAUUCAUAGAUGCAGAGAGAGCAUGCCCUCCCCUUCACUUGAAGAUAAAACAUGAAGACAGUGAUACUACAUUCUGAUGGUAGCUUUGAUUUUCUGUGAAGUUCAUGCCUAUCUUCUUCCUGCUUCAUGAUGUACUCAUUAAUAAAUUUGGUGGUCUAUGAUGGAGGAACAGCACACCAAGUAUGUGGAGGUGAGUUUCUCUGUAUAUUUAUGUUCAGACUUGCUACUUCACUCUGAGCCUUAUGUACUUGAUAUAAUCUUUUUAUAUAUAGGAACUGGUUAAUUUGUUAGAGAAAGGUGAGCAUUGAUGGAAUGGUUAUAUACAAGACUAAGAUCUUGUUACCUGAGGAAUUUAAGCUUUGUAUUUUUUUUUAAAGUUUUAUAUAAAAGAAAAUUUUAUAGUA